GCACUGCAUUGGGGACCACUGCCCUGUGGCAUGGCCCAGCUGACCGGGGACAUCCCGGGGGACUUGUCUCUCCCCUCCAGGCUGGCGCCGGAUGCCCGGCUGAACCCACAUCGCAGCGUGCUGGGCACGGGCAACUACGACGUCAACGUCAUCAUGGCCGCGCUGCACAGCCUGGACCUGGCGGCCGUCUGGUGGGACAAGCGCUGGCCCCUGGAGCAGCUGGUGCUGAGCCGGAUCCACGGCUUCAUUGUGAACGUUCCCUCCAACGUAGCACUGGGCUUCGUGACGCUGCCCGUGCGGCGCAAGCACUGGAUUGCCGUGCGCCAGGUGGGGGGCGUCUACUACAACCUGGACUCCAAGCUGAAGGCCCCGGACUGUGUCGGCGGGGAGGGCGAGCUCAGGGCUUUCCUGCAGGGUUUCCUGUCCCAGGGCCCCUGCGAAGUGCUGCUGGUCGUGUCCCGCGCUGUGGAGGAGACUGGCGCCUGGUUGAACCCGGAGUGACGCCACGGAUACCAAAGACCUGGACUGUUUGGGCCAGCCUUUCCCGGCGGCGGGGCCAGGACCCCUGCCCGGAAUCUGCCUUCGUCCCGGACCUGCCUGGCGCUGGCAUCAAAUACCCCCCAACUCCUGGAUAGCGUCCCACCCCGGCUGCUCUGGGCAGCGCCCGGCUUUCGCUUGGGCC
Pelodiscus sinensis (Chinese soft-shelled turtle) is the source of this 682-nucleotide messenger RNA. NCBI's taxonomy places the organism in Eukaryota, Metazoa, Chordata, Testudines, Trionychidae. The record is from RefSeq and is a predicted model, not a curated record.